This is a messenger RNA of Acanthosepion pharaonis, 1167 nucleotides long. The record is from the annotation of a GenBank genome assembly. NCBI's taxonomy places the organism in Eukaryota, Metazoa, Mollusca, Cephalopoda, Sepiida, Sepiidae.
AUGCGCUCGUCAACAAAUUGUUAUCUGAGAGCUUUGGCUGUCUGGGACAGCGUCGUUCUCAUAGUCACACUAUUUCUUAUUGGAAUUCCUUCGGUAUCAGAAUCGUAUGAUGCAAACAUAAAACCUUUUGUUGUCGUCUACAUUUAUCCAGCAGCACUUGUAGCUCAAACAGCCACAAUUUGGUUGACAGUAUCGUUCACUGUUGAACGAUACAUUGCUGUAUGUCAUCCGCUUCGGGCUGCCAGCAUGUGCACGAUAGCCCGAGCUCGAAUAGUCAUCUUGGCUGUAUCUGUGUUCUCUUUCAUUUACAACGCGUCACGCUGGUUUGAAUACGAGAUAGUCUAUCAACUCGACCCAAACAACGAAACCUUGCAAGUCAUGGGAUCUAUGACAGAUAUGGGUCGAAGCAAGGUCUACCACAAGGUUUACUUUUUAUGUCUCUAUCUUCCAAUCAUGUGUUUUAUACCACUUACAUCACUUGCCGUCAUCAACAUUUUCCUAAUUCUGGCCGUAAAGCGAUCGCAACGACAGCGACGAGACAUGAACGUACGCCAGUCUCGCGAGAACAAUGUCACCUUGAUGCUGGUGUCAGUGGUCGUUGUGUUUAUGAUCUGCCAGGUGCCAGCCCUCAUCUAUAACAUGGCUUACGCCAUUGACACAAAGACCGUGGCUGAAAAGUACGCCUGGAGAAUUGUGUCGAUUCUCAGAAAUUAUCUGGUCACCUUGAACAGUGCCAUAAAUUUUAUGUUGUACUGCGCAUUUGGACAGAAAUUUCGACGCAUUUUUAUACGGACAUUCUGCCAAUGUUUGCUUUCCGAAGAGGACUUCAGUUCACUUACAUACCACGGUACAGUGAUCAAUCAACACUCGACUACAGGCAAAUAUUGUAAAAUGCAAAAAGGCAACAGGACGACACCUGACGUCAUCGACAUGACAUCAUCUACCACAGCUGCGCAUGCCAGCGUUCUUUCACGAUACUCGUCGCAUUCUUCGUUCGACGCCAACUCCUUGUUCCGCAAAAAUUUGCUCAACAAAUCUGGGAAUGAGCAUAGAGUCAAGACAGACGACAGAGAAGACAUCUUUUGCGAUAAAAAUGGAAUCGAUGAGAAAGAGAUUUUGAAAGACGAUAAAGCAGAGAUUAUCGACUCAGAUAAAAAUGACGAAUGA